GCAGGUGAGGAGACGCGCCGCCGCUGUCAUCACGGGCAGACCCUCCGAAGCGCCACCCUCCUGCAGCACUCCUUCCGAAGGACGGCCACAACCAUGAAGCUCCCUAGCAGCCCCGGGAUGCUUAACGACACUCUAGGCAGCCCCGGACCAGCCCCAUACUGGGCUGCCGACGGUCUGGUCGCGGAGAGGCGCUAUGAGAUCAAGAUGCUUGGGUAUAACACGCCGCCUGAAUAUCUUGAGUACGUUGAUCCCUUCUGGAGGAGUUUCGAAGCCCCCAACCCCUUCCUCAACUACACGCUGGGAUUCUUCUACAUCAUCUUCACCUUCUGUUCUGUCAUCGGUAAUGGCGUGGUCAUCUGGGUAUUCGCCACAUCCAAGAGCUUGCGGACGCCCUCCAACAUGUUCGUCAUCAACCUCGCCCUCAUGGACUUUAUCAUGAUGCUCAAGACUCCGGUGUUCAUCCUCAACUCGUUCAAUGACGGGCCGGUGUGGGGCAAGUUGGGCUGCGACAUCUACGGCCUGAUGGGUGCCUUCUCCGGAGUGGGCGCCGCCUCCUCCAACGCCGUCAUCGCCUACGACAGAUAUAAGACGAUAGCCAAGCCCUUCGAAGCCAAGUUCUCCCGCGGCGUCGCCAUGACCAUUGUGAUAAUGACGUGGGCGUACGCACUGCCCUGGACAAUCCUGCCUUACCUCGAGGUGUGGGGAAGGUUCGUGCCAGAGGGAUUUCUGACCAGCUGCACCUUUGACUACCUUACCGAGAACAGCAGCACCAAAGGUUUCGUGGCGUCAAUCUUCUUCUUCGCCUACUGUGUGCCUGCCAGCGUCAUCUUCAUGUCUUACAGUCAGAUUUUCAGCCACGUCAGCGCCCACGAGAAGGCAAUGAGGCCCAGGUGCGCCAAGAAGAUGAACGUGACCAACUUGAGAACGGUGGGAUCGAAGGAUGAACAGGAGAAAUCAGCUGAAAUUCGUAUAGCCAAAGUAGCCAUCACCAUUUUCUUCCUCUUCUCCAUCUCGUGGCUACCUUAUGUGACAGUGGCGCUCAUUGCCUGCUUCGGAAAUAGGUCGCUCAUCACUCCCCUUGUAGCCAUGAUCCCAGCCUGCACCUGCAAGACCGUGGCCUGCAUCGAUCCCUGGGUGUACGCCAUCAAUCACCCCAAGUACAGGUUGGAGCUCCAGAAACGUAUGCCUUGGUUCUGCAUCCACGAGGAGAAGCCCCAGGAUAACGCCACGCAAGCCUCAGAGGGCGGCAAGGAGUAGUAACAUGUCCCUCUGCGCCUCGCCUUCAGACCCGCUAUGCCCCGAGACUCUCAACACCCAAGGCAAGGUUUGCUGAGACUUAGGGCCGCAGCACACCUCCCCAAUGCCGCCUUCGUCUCGCUACAACCUAGGCAACUAACUAAUCCAGCUCUCUCUCUCUCUCUCUCUCUCUCUCUCUCUCUGAAUUACUACUGCUACUGUUACUUCUGCAACUGCUACUACCACUACUACUAUUAGGGAAUUUUUUACAUGGCGGUUACUGUUUUCGUUUUUCCUCCGUUACUUAUCAAAAUCAGAAAGCCUUGUUAUGAUUCCACCUGUCUUGUUUUCCUCCUCCGCCUACCCCGACAUUUGCAAGCAGGCCAGGGACCGCGGACACCACUCUCGGUGCAUGCUGGUGAGAGACGGAGCGAUAGUUGCAGUUCAAGGUUCUUUUCAGUUAUUCCGCCAACAUGAAGACUCUCUUUGUUGCAGCGUACUUAUGCAUGUCUUGUGAAGAAUUCGUGCUUUUCGUUUACCAUUUUCACGUUCCAGCUGAGACCGUGCGAUACUCGGCUCUUUGAAGCUGAGGGAGAGUUGGCGGCACGUAUGUAUGUACACCUACGGUAGAGGGGAGCUGACUGCCAUGUAUUUUAGCAAGUAUAGGGAGUUCUCCUGAGUUUGUAUGAGUCACAACACUUAGUCACGGGAAAGGAGAGAGGCGAUCUGUCUCGUGUAAUGCUAAGGUAUAAUCUCUAUCUUACGUAGCGUCAAAUUUGGACUGUUUUCAGCUUAAGGUUAGAUUGUGUUACAUUUCACCUUACAGUCUAGCAUACCUGAUAGCACAACUCGUGUAAUAUAAACCUUAGUACAUAUUUCAAACUUAAUCUUGUCUCUAGCCACAUAGCGAGUGUACAUACCGGUAUAUCAGUGGCCAUUGUGCGUGCAGCUAGAGCGUGGCUAGGCAGCGGCGGAGGCAGGGGAGGAGGAGGGGCCCAAGGAAAACUGUAACUCCGAGUACCUCCUUGUGCGAUGACAUUCCCAAGAUUCGAUUGGUCAGGAACGCAAUCCGGUGCGCCCCUGGAUGCUGUUCAUCGAGUGUACCUGUAACAUUAGUAAUAAACGUCCCAGCAACACCCA
This is a messenger RNA of Portunus trituberculatus (swimming crab), 2376 nucleotides long. RefSeq names its product opsin, ultraviolet-sensitive-like. Gene Ontology annotation, cellular component: membrane. Gene Ontology annotation, biological process: visual perception; G protein-coupled receptor signaling pathway. The coding region runs from base 94 to 1257 and encodes 387 amino acids. Gene Ontology annotation, molecular function: G protein-coupled receptor activity. The transcript has 9 exons. NCBI's taxonomy places the organism in Eukaryota, Metazoa, Arthropoda, Malacostraca, Decapoda, Portunidae. The record is from RefSeq and is a predicted model, not a curated record.